AUGCCUGUAUUCCGGCAUUUCAGAUUGUGCUUUCUCCAUAUCAAUCACCUCAUCGAAAUCACUCAUAGCCAGCAACUUUUGAUGACGAUAGGUGGCUUCAAGGUGUUCAUCGGUGUUCAUUCGGUAUGUCAACCAUUAUGUUACUUUCGGAUGACUGAGUUUCGGCGGUUAGCAUGCUGCUUGCCCAGAAUGCCCUGGAAUCGUUCUCGAAGUUUCUCGCAACUCAACAGGUCAUACGCCAAUACACGAUCGGUGAUAAGAGAUGAGGAUUUGUUGGAGCCACCGGAGUCGCCACUCAACAGUGAACCGCUGCUGGUUAAGGAACGCAUUAGUCCGGCGCUCGAAAUAUCGCUGUCAGACGCGUGGCCACGCAAAAAGUCCACGUCGUUCCGAACUAUCAGCAAUGGUACGCAGGAGCAAAAAAAGGCCGUCGCAAAUAAUGUCCAGCUUGAAAUGGAUGCGAUAAGCUACGGUUCAAAGCUGUCAGAUCUCUGA
Molecule: messenger RNA, 495 nt
Organism: Ostertagia ostertagi
Lineage: Eukaryota; Metazoa; Nematoda; Chromadorea; Rhabditida; Trichostrongylidae
Source: the annotation of a GenBank genome assembly